This is a messenger RNA of Cylindrotheca closterium, 1377 nucleotides long. The record is from the annotation of a GenBank genome assembly. NCBI's taxonomy places the organism in Eukaryota, Bacillariophyta, Bacillariophyceae, Bacillariales, Bacillariaceae.
AUGGACGAUGCCAUGGAUGUCGACCAAGAGAUGCCGGUUGAGCAACCGAACGGGUAUCAGCGUGCUCAACGUCGAGCCUCAAUGUCGGAACAAGAUGAACGGCAAAGGCGGGCAAGCAUUAAGGCAAUUCUUGCGGAUACAAGUAUAUCAGCAGUCGAGCGAAGACGUUCGAUUCAGCAUUUGAUGGAUGGGAGAAGGAGCAGUAUUGGGGCAUCCUCUGCGACAUCCAGUACUGCUACAGGUGAAUCGAACCCAUAUGGAUAUGGCCCUCCCACUGAUUCAAACCCUUAUGGCUACGGGGAAGCAGAACCACGGUCAGCAAACAAUAGUGAUUACGGAUACGAAGAUCCCACCAUCUGUCGUCCUGUUUCCAAUGAGAACACAAAGAGAGCUGAACUAACUCGCCCACGUUGCGCUCACUACGAGCGCAACUGUUCGUUGGUGGCGCCUUGCUGUGGUGCAGUCUUUGGUUGUCGGAUUUGCCAUGACGAAAGUCCUGUUCUUCCGCCUCUCUUGAUUGCAAAACAAGCGCAGCAAGCUGGCGCCCGGCGGCAUCCAAGAAGUUCUUCCAUGCCUGGUAGUUUCACAAGUAUGGCCCCGCAAUUGCCAGAAGAAACGCACCACAACAUUGAUCGAUUCGCUGUUAAGGAGGUCAUUUGCCGCGCCUGCUAUACAAAGCAAAGUUCAAAAGCGAACAAUUGUUUGAGCUGUGGUGUACAAUUCGGGGAUUACCAUUGCAGUACAUGCAAUCUUUGGAUGUCGAACGAUGAAAAACCAUAUCACUGCCCCGAUUGUGGGUUUUGUCGUGUUGGUGGGGCAGAAAACUUUCAGCAUUGUCAUGACUGUGGGAUGUGCAUAGACAAAAGCUUGUACUCAAACCAUAAUUGCAAAAGUGGCAAAUACAAGUCCAACUGUCCUGUCUGUCAGGAGUACCUAUUUAGUUCAAGAAGUGCUUCGCAUGAAAUGCCUUGUGGCCAUGCAAUCCACUGGGAGUGUUUUCGACAACUUGCAGCGCAUGACUCCAGAUGCCCCGUCUGCAAAAAGACGGCAGAAACUCGGGAACGGAUGAUGCCAACAUGGAAUGCAAUGGCUGCUGGCGUGGCCAUGCAACCUGUGCCUCCAGAGCUAGCUCGUGUUGUCAAUAUAACAUGCAAUGACUGCGAAACGUCGGAGGAUGCAAGAGCCUGGCACUUUCUUGGGGUUCAGUGUCGGAAUUGUUCCUCGUUUAAUACGGUUGUAGAUAGGAUCAUUAUGACUGGAGAAGAGGCACACGAGUUCUUGGAAGCUUUACAAGCCAGGCAAGACCUGAAUGCAACUGAGGAUGGAGACCAGAGGAUUAGUCGACGCCGCAUCAACAGGAGGCGCUCUCUAUUCUAG